This is a messenger RNA of Chanos chanos (milkfish), 4037 nucleotides long. It is a transcript of the gene abat, whose product is annotated as 4-aminobutyrate aminotransferase. The record is from RefSeq and is a predicted model, not a curated record. Bases 174 to 1676 code for a protein of 500 amino acids. NCBI's taxonomy places the organism in Eukaryota, Metazoa, Chordata, Actinopteri, Gonorynchiformes, Chanidae. Gene Ontology annotation, cellular component: mitochondrion. The transcript is spliced from 16 exons. Gene Ontology annotation, biological process: GABA catabolic process. Gene Ontology annotation, molecular function: pyridoxal phosphate binding; 4-aminobutyrate:2-oxoglutarate transaminase activity.
GAUAUUUUAAGCUUGUUCGUCUCCGCUGAAUGUGCAGUGUUUACGUCUGAUUUGCCCGUUUGCCUGCACACUCGGCGCGAUUUCACAGCCUAAUAAGUAUCAAGUCAAUUAGGUGAAGUGAAAGGCGGGUGCUCUCAGCUGUCUUUCUGUUCUCCUCCAUCUCACAUCUCACCAUGGCCUCCACACUCUUUAGCCGUCAGCUGGCUCUGACUCUGCAGCAUAACCUGCGUCUCACAGCUCCAGGCUGCAGGUAUGUUAGCAAAACUGCGACAAAGACUGUGUCAGAGUUCGAGUACGAUGCUCCGUCCAUGAAGACUGAGGUACCUGGACCCCGGUCCAAGGAAUUGCUAAAACAGCUGGGAGAGAUCCAGAAUGUCGGCGCCGUCAAUUUCUUCUGUAAUUACGAGGAAAGCCGGGGAAACUACCUGGUGGACGUGGACGGCAAUCGAAUGCUCGAUAUGUACACUCAGAUUUCCUCCAUUCCCAUAGGUUACAAUCAUCCAUCUUUGCUUAAAGUCAUGGCCAAUCCAAACAACAUGAGCACUUUUGUCAACCGUCCAGCCCUUGGAAUCCUGCCACCUGAGAACUUCCCAGAAAAACUCAACGAGAGCCUCCUGUCGAUCGCUCCCAGUGGUAUGAGCAGGGUUCAGACCAUGGCGUGCGGUUCCUGCUCCAAUGAGAACGCGUUCAAGGCCAUGUUCAUCUGGUACAGGAACAAAGAGAGAGGACACAACACCCCCUCCCAGGAGGAUGAGACCUCGUGCAUGAUUAACCAGUCUCCAGGCUGUCCUGAUCUCAGCAUUCUCUCCUUUAUGGGAGCAUUUCAUGGUAGAACGCUGGGUUGCUUGGCAACAACACACUCCAAAGUUAUCCACAAACUGGACGUGCCCUCCUUUGACUGGCCCAUCGCCCCCUUCCCCAAACUGCAGUACCCCCUUGAGGAGUUCGUGAGGGAGAAUGCACAGGAGGAGGCUCGUUGUCUGGAGGAGGUGGAAGACCUCAUUGUGAAGUGGAGACAGAAGGGCAAACCGGUGGCUGGCAUUGUGAUUGAGCCCAUCCAGGCAGAAGGAGGAGACAAUCACGCCUCUCCCGACUUCUUCAUCAAACUCCGCCACAUCGCACGCAAGCAUGGUUCCGCGUUCCUCGUAGAUGAGGUUCAGACAGGUGGCGGCUGCACGGGCAAAUUGUGGGCCCACGAGCACUGGGGUAUGGAUGACCCUGCUGACAUGGUCUCCUUCAGUAAGAAACUUCUGACAGGGGGUUACUACCACAAAGACGAGUUCCAAGCAGACAAGCCCUACAGAAUCUUUAACACGUGGAUGGGAGAUCCCUCGAAGAAUCUCUUCCUGACUGAGGUGCUGAACGUGAUCAGGCGAGAGAGCCUUCUGGAAGAGGUCACUCGCUCCGGCAAGGCUCUGCUGGAAGGCCUGUACGCGCUGCAGGCUCAGUACCCUCACAUACUGAGCCGGGCCCGUGGGCAAGGAACAUUCUGUGCUAUCGAUGCUUGUGAUGACGUCACACGCAACAAACUGAUGGUUAAGACCAGAGACAGGGGAGUUAUUCUGGGCGUGUGUGGAGAAAGGUCUCUGCGUUUCCGUCCUGCUCUGGUCUUCAAAGAGUACCACGUCCAUCAGUUCCUCAACAUCUUCAACGAUAUCUUAGCUGAGCACAAAUAGACUUCUGCAGACCUGGCUGGCCCAAAACCAAGAGACGCCAAGAUCCAGUAAACCCCAACGCUGGGGUUCCCACCAUCUCAUCUCAGUCCUGGUUCACUAUCACUCUCGCUCUCUCUCUCUCUCUCACUCACUCACUCACUCUUUCUCUCUCUCUCUCAGCCAUCUUUUCUUUUCUAUCUUUCUGCCUCUCGUUAAUUCAUGGGAACCAAAACAUUCAUGCCAGUAAUUCAUUUCUUCUUGAUCCUAGACAAUACUCACCCCAGUCCAUUACGUUUAGAAUAUCCCCACUGCCUGGGACAAAGCACAAACUCAGAUAUAUAUAUAUUUUGGAAAUGUUUUCAUUCACGCAUAUUCGCAAUUGUCACUCAAUGUUAAGAGAGCACAUCUGUGGUGUUGUUUUCAAGCAAUAGGAGGAAAAACAUCAAAUUAAAUCAUUUGCACCCGAUACCCACAGAGCAGCUACAAGGUCAGUGUGACAUUUCCAUUAAUAAAAAGCAAAGAACAAACAAACAAACAAAAAACAGCACAGAGCACAAGAUAAUGGGAGGCUUCCUUCCCCCUUAAAAUGGUCCAAACACAAACGCUGCCUGGUACACGAGUAGUAGCAUCGGUGUGUGUAAUGUACCGACCAUGUCUUAAGAAGCCCUCCAAUCACCACGCGGCUCCAGCCGAACGCUGCAACUCAGACGAGGCUCCCUGUUAAGACCUCAUACACAUACACGUGGUAUUACUUACUCACACUGUGUAUAGGAUGAAAAAUAAUUAUUUUUUCAUUCAUAAGAGAAUAAAACUCUAAUGUAUAGAUAAGUAAUCACUGCUAUUUUAACACUAAGACCCAUAUAUGCCACAUAUUCAGUGGAGGAAUCGCUUUCUGACUUCCUAAUUCAAAAGAACCUGCUGCUAAAAAAAAAAAAAAAAAAGUUUUCAGAGUUGAGGUAAUAGUGUUGGGGGGGGAGGUUCUGACAGGGUGUAGGGUGAAUUACAGAAAGGAAGAUGUCACAGAGACAAGUUAAAAUGAUGCUCCUUCUAACUUGGAACUCAGAAUGCUGCACAAUAUUUAAAUCAUAUUAUUCAAACGAGGUGUUUCCCACAUCCUGUUUUCUCAUAUGAAAAGAAUAGCAGGUGAGGAAGCUCUUCAACAGCAAGCAACCACUGUUCCCGCUCCGAGACUUCCUUUCAAUUAAGACUUACUUUUUUUGAAAUUCAAAUCCAACAGACAUCAGACUAUUUUGCAUAAAGCACGUGGAGUAACAGACAUUACAGGGUCAUUCCUGGCGUGGACAAUGUUUUGGUGCAGGCUUCGACUCGUUUGUCUGCAUGCGUGUGUUCAUCGUUCUCAUCGGUACACAGUGUCCAGCAGUUAGACUGUAAUGUGCGAUAUAAGGAUACGUAUGCUUGCGAUUUGUUUGAGGUGUCUGGUAACCAGCAAUAGCCAAUGACAGUUCAAAGUCCAGAGAAACACGUCCCCCUCAUACCGGUCCGAUGCCAUGCGGACACGGUGGAAUGACCAACGCGUUUGUUAAUAAAAAAUUAAGGUUUAGUCUCUUGUUCUGCGGAAUCCCAAAGCUGAUUUGACAUGUAGGUUGAUAUCCAAGCUUUCACCUCGUUUCCCGACAUUUUGAAGAUUUAAAGAUUUAGUUUUAGAUGUGGGAGAUGUUCCGAAAUAAUGAGAAAUGUAGCUAAGAACACUGGUAGAGCGAUGCACCGUCACGGUUCGAUCGAUAGCCCUGCCCUUCGACUCCUCCCCGUUGACCGUACCGUACUGAGCCCAGGGUACAACAGCAUACAUCUCGUUUACAUUUUCAGGACGCUCCAUCCUUUCGUCACGAAUAUAAAUAUGUUCAAAACAUGUCAACGUCCGUUUAUAUUUGAGGGGUGAAGCAGGGAGUAGAAUAGAAGAGCCGGGCGGAACAUAUUCAGUGGUAUCAAUGUUCUACAUGUUUUUCUAGUGACCUGUGCAUUGCUGCAUUCCUGUGACCUAGCCAGCCCCCGUUUGUCGGUGCACAGUGCGAUGUUGUUAAUGUUGUUCUUCAGUGUAUUUUUUUGUUUUGUUUUGUUUUAUUUUUGUUAAAAAAAUUUUUUUAAAAAGACGGGCAGCAAACAUCGCGGCUUCUCUUAUAGCUGUAGAGGUCCCAGUAAGAGGUUUCUGUGCCUGUGUUUCUUGGCAAAAGUCCGUAUUAUAGAGAAAAAGAUGUGUAUCAUUAAUUAUCUGUUAAAACUACUAACAAUAUUAAUAGAAAAUUAAUAAUAAUAAAUCAUUGCUAUGUUUGUUUACACUGUUAUGUGAAGUAAUGAUUGCAAAAUUAUUGAUGUAAUUAUUUUAAAUAUUUUAAGUAUCAUUGUCCAAAAAAAACAUGUCUA